This is a messenger RNA of Menidia menidia (Atlantic silverside), 1902 nucleotides long. NCBI's taxonomy places the organism in Eukaryota, Metazoa, Chordata, Actinopteri, Atheriniformes, Atherinopsidae. The record is from the annotation of a GenBank genome assembly.
AUGUCGGACCUUCCAGUAAAUGACCACCUCGCAGGGAUAUUAUCAGAUUUUGAAGGAUUACGCCAUCGCAAAUGGCGGCUCGGAAUGCGCUUUCCAGAUGUGCUUUUGGGUGCCAGCAAUUACCUGAUACCGGGGUCUCCUUAUCUUUCUGCGCAGAGGGCAGGUUGGGGCUUGCGGCCUCGGUGGAACUUGUCGAGUCCUCACAUACGCAUCCUCAGACUGCCUGGAGCCUGCAGAAGCUGUGGGCUAAUGGCUGCUAGUAAUCAGAUUAGAACUGAUUUCCUCUUCUGGGAUUUCCUGUACAGCGUUUGUCCCUUUGAGUACAGUGUUCCAGCACUGAAGAGAUCUUUCGACACGGAAGAUGGGGAUGACAUUCCGUCAUUUUCCUCAAAUUCACCGGUUUCCACCCCCGUUUCGCCCUCCUCCUGCCAUUUCUUUCUCAACCACAGUAAAGCAAAGGAAGACAAGGGGGAAGGGGACCAACCUCCCUCUUUUGCCUUCAACAACAACAACAGCAUGGGCUCUGUGCCCCACUCCCGUAUCCGGCUGAGUUCCAACCCCAGCCCCAACAUUAAAACCCGUACAGUAGGUAGCAGCUUGUCAUUCAACCGAGGAACCAUGAACAAGCCGGUCAUCCACAACAAUGGCUCCUCCGUAACCAGAGCCGCUUCUUUCCAAAGCAGGCUGAAUCCUACUAUCUGCUCCCCCUUGUCCGGACCAGGAAGCGACAAUGACAGCCUUCACAGCUCGACAUCCAGCUUAGAGUACUCUAGUGGGGUGGGUUAUACCCUUCCCCUUAACAAGCUGACAUAUCACAGUCCUCCAUCUCAGAGGGAAUACCGCGGAUCCCAGGUGCAGCAGCCCCAACGAUACCAUGAAGCCAACAUAAAGAAGUUCUCCCCCCUCGGUAACAUUCUCAAGUCAAUCAAUCAAGGACAAGGGACGAUGAUGGGUAUGACUGAGCCUCAGGAGAUGAACCACGGUUCCACCACUGUUAUUGACUUCCAGAUCCCAAACGAUGGAACUGGAGCCAUGGAAAUGCAACGAGGUGGUGGUGAAGGGAGGCUCUCUCCAGGGAUGAAGUAUGUUGACGCGAACGCAAACUGGAAUGGAAUGCUUCACAAUGUUAGUUAUUUUGGAGAAAGCGGCUCCAAAACGGCUAGUCCUCAGCAAGGGACCCACAUUCUCAAGUCCCCGCCGGCCAAGGCCAAAGGAACUCCCCGUCUUAAUAAGUUUCCCCUGGAUCUUGACAGCUUAGUCAACAGCAUCUCAACAACAUCCCCCACCAAGGCUGAGGGUGAUUAUUUGAGUGGAGAUGCCCCAAGACGCCCCCCGCAGAGCUCAAGCAACCCUCAGCACCACAUCAGUCCCACGUCCACAGCAGCCAGCUCUUCAGCCUCUCUCAGCAGCCUCGACAGUUCUUCUGAAACACCUUUCCGCCCGUAUAACUAUACCCAUUCGCCCCCCUCAUCAAGCUCCCCGUUUCCUUCACAGGGAACUAUCUCUUCCCCAAAGAUGAGUUGCUCCCCUGUGCCCCUUUCUCCAACCGGGAGCCGUCACCUGGGUAUUUCGUCAGGAUCCCCAGUUGUUCAGAUGGCCCCCAAUCCUCAUAGCCCUUCCAGCCUCUCCAGCACCUCCAGCCCUAGAGUUACCAGGCCACUUGAGGGUGGUAAAUAUGAAGCAAAAGAUAGCGUGGACUUAAUCUUGCAGAGAAUUGCCUCGUUCUCCCGACCUGACGCCACCUCUGCACACGGGGCCCAAAUCCAAAAACCCACCCAAAGGAAUGGUUCCUUUGGAUGUCCCACUGAGACAAUGCCCAAGAAUACGUGGAAAGAGGGAAAGAAGAAUGGAUAUGGAGCCUGUCAUCUCAUUACCAUAACUCGCCAGACGUCGGACAGAUAA